GAGGAAUGCUGCAGAGUCCAACCCCACAGAGUGUCACCCAGGACCCACCUGAGCCAGAGACUAGCAGAGCUCCAGAGCCUGAUAAUGAGCCAGAAGUGCAGCCAGUUGGUGAGAAGUUUUCCUCACCUAGGCUUGUGCAACCUGAAGCCCUCGUGGAGAGACCGGAAGCUCAGUCCACUCCUCCUGCAAUUGAACCGGAGCUUCACCUCCCCUCCACGCUCAGCACACCUAUCAAUCUCCCACUCCGGGAGUCCCGGACUGAGCUGGAGACAGCGGCCCAUGAGCCAUCUCUCAUGCCCCCUGCUGCACUCCAGACCCAGGCUUCUAGUCCUCCUGACAGAGAAUCCUCCCCUGAAACUGUGCUUUCUGAGGCCACAGGUUCCCACUCCUCCUCAGAUAUCAAACUCUGAUGCCAGGAGAACUCUGGAAAGGAGCAAAUGGGGUUUAUA
Molecule: messenger RNA, 449 nt
Organism: Platichthys flesus (European flounder)
Lineage: Eukaryota; Metazoa; Chordata; Actinopteri; Pleuronectiformes; Pleuronectidae
Product: protein TsetseEP-like
Exons: 2
Coding region: 6-410 (134 amino acids)
Source: RefSeq, a predicted model, not a curated record